UAUGAAAUGGUGGCUUAUAAUAAAUGUUCUUUAGGAGAAGUCGAGAGAAGUGAUUGCUAUCUUGAGCGUUUUGCUGCGCUGAAUACUUCCAGUCACAAUCACAGACGGAUAACUCGGAUCCUCAAAUCACUCGGAGAACUGGACCACGAAUAUCUGAAACCAGACCUUUUGAGGUUUGUCCUGAGAGAAGGAAUUCUGUACGGACACCUUGAGAACACUCUUGAUAGCUGCAUGAAGUACUGGGUGGAGACAAUUGGAGAGGGACAGUCUCUGGCUCUUAGCACAAUCACUUGUUGAGCAACGCAAUUGCCAGUAAGAGAAUGUUUUUUUUUGUUUUUGCACAUGAGUAGAUAUGAACUAAAUGUAGCAUGUAUAUUAAAAGUGUGGAUCAAGUUCAUUGAUUCCAGGCCCAUACUCAGUGGCAUUUCCAGCAUUUACGAAUAGGGGGUGUUACCGUGGCGGAAGUAGUAAUAAUUAUGGCGCUUUAAAAGCAGUUAACUACCUAAA
This is a messenger RNA of Geodia barretti, 507 nucleotides long. NCBI's taxonomy places the organism in Eukaryota, Metazoa, Porifera, Demospongiae, Tetractinellida, Geodiidae. The record is from the annotation of a GenBank genome assembly.